Messenger RNA from Arabidopsis lyrata subsp. lyrata, 1291 nucleotides. RefSeq names its product probable xyloglucan endotransglucosylase/hydrolase protein 12. The transcript is spliced from 3 exons. Gene Ontology annotation, molecular function: hydrolase activity, hydrolyzing O-glycosyl compounds; xyloglucan:xyloglucosyl transferase activity. Gene Ontology annotation, cellular component: apoplast; cell wall. The coding region runs from base 210 to 1142 and encodes 310 amino acids. Lineage: Eukaryota; Viridiplantae; Streptophyta; Magnoliopsida; Brassicales; Brassicaceae. Gene Ontology annotation, biological process: cell wall biogenesis; xyloglucan metabolic process. The record is from RefSeq and is a predicted model, not a curated record.
AAAUUUCCUUAAACGAUUAGAAAGUUUUUAAAAACAUUACCUACAUGUAUAAUUUAUAUGUGAGUUUAACGACUUUAUACAUAAUUUAUAUGUAAGUUGACGUAAUCAUUUGUUUAUAAUAACUAAAAUCGCCUAGUGAGACGACCACGUCGAUGAUGGAACUCCACGAACCUCUCUAAUGCACUCACUUUUAAAAAAUAUCUCUCUCUAUGAGUCUAUAUAAACACCAAUCCCCGAUCAUAUUUAAACAUCAGAAAACAAUCAAACAACCACAACAGCAAAAAAUGGCGGCUUCUGCGACCAAACAGUCUCUGUUGUUGUUGGCGUCUCUUCUGGUCUUGAUCGGCGUAACCACCGGAAGUUUCUACGACAGCUUCGAUAUCACUUGGGGAGCUGGUCGUGCUAAUAUAUUCGAGAGUGGACAACUCUUGACUUGCACUCUCGACAAGAUCUCCGGUUCAGGUUUUCAAUCGAAGAAAGAGUAUUUGUUCGGAAAGAUCGAUAUGAAGAUGAAACUUGUCGCUGGAAAUUCUGCCGGAACCGUCACAGCUUACUACCUUUCUUCAAAAGGUGAGAAAUGGGAUGAGAUCGAUUUCGAGUUCUUGGGUAACGUUACCGGACAGCCUUAUGUUCUCCAUACAAAUGUGUUUACCGGAGGUAAAGGUGACCGCGAAAUGCAGUUCUAUCUCUGGUUUGAUCCCACUGCGGAUUUCCACACUUACACCGUCCUUUGGAAUCCUCUUAACAUCAUCUUUCUUGUGGACGGGAUCCCAAUCCGGGUGUUCAAGAACAACGAGGCUAACGGCGUUGCUUACCCGAAAAACCAACCAAUGAAGAUCUACUCGAGUCUUUGGGAAGCUGAUGAUUGGGCCACACAAGGCGGGAGAGUCAAGAUCGAUUGGACUAACGCUCCAUUCAGCGCUUCCUACAAAAGUUUCAACGAUGUGGACUGCUGCAGCCGGACCUCGAUAUGGGACUGGGUUACCUGUAAUGCGAAUAGCAACUCGUGGAUGUGGACUACGCUUAACGCAAAUCAGCUUGGACAGCUGAAGUGGGUGCAAGAUGAUUAUAUGAUCUAUAACUAUUGUACAGAUUUCAAGAGGUUCCCUCAAGGUUUACCCACGGAAUGCAACCACAAUUGAUCGUAUUACCAAGAAAAUUCAAGCACUUGAUGCUGUUUAUUUCUUUCUUUUAAUUUUCAUCUCAUACAUGUUGAUUUAUUUGUUAUUCUUUUGAGUUCCAAAGAUUUAUUUCCCAUUUUGGGUAAAUUGAUUAUUUGUUUUGUCAUUGU